This is a messenger RNA of Meleagris gallopavo (turkey), 2300 nucleotides long. Lineage: Eukaryota; Metazoa; Chordata; Aves; Galliformes; Phasianidae. The record is from RefSeq and is a predicted model, not a curated record.
UCUCUGCUGCAGACUGACUGCAGAGGGAGCCACCAGGCCUGCGACAGGACGGGACGCCUCUACCUGUACCACUACAACGAGGAGCAGCCCUGCAUCCCGCUGACUGAGAUCCAGAGAAUUGACACCGCUGCCGUCCUGGACAUCAAAUGGUGCCACAUUCCAGUUGCAGAACAUCCCAUGGUUGGCAUUGCAAACUCAAUGGGUGCUGUGGAGUUCUGCCACCUGACUGGCAGUGAGAAGAACAGCUGCAUGUUGGAGCCAUGCUUCAGGGUCGAUCUCGGUGCGCAGCGCCUGGCCUUGUCCUUAGACUGGUCCACAGGACGUGAGCAGUGUGGAUGUCCUUUGAGAGUGAUCAGCAGUGAUUCAGAGGGGAAGCUGAAUCUGUUCUCCAUAGAUGAAUCUGCACCUUCUGUGCACAUCCUGAACCAGUGGGAGGCUCACAAGUUUGAGGCCUGGAUUGCUGCUUUUAAUUACUGGAACAUUGAUAUUGUGUAUUCAGGAGGAGAUGACAGCCUGCUGAAAGGCUGGGACACCAGAUGCAAUCCAGAAACUCCAGUGUUCACCAGCAGGAGACAUUCAAUGGGUGUAUGCAGCAUUCAGUGCAGUCCCCACCGGGAGAACCUUCUGGCUACUGGCAGCUAUGAUGAGCACGUGCUGCUGUGGGACACCAGGAACAUGAGGCAGCCGCUGGCAGACACCCAUGUUGAAGGUGGAGUCUGGAGGUUGAAAUGGCACCCAACCUGUGAUUUUGUGCUGUUAGCAGCCUGCAUGCAGAGUGGAUUCAAGAUCCUUGACUGCCGUGGAAGCAUGGCGGAAAACACGGAGGAAUGUGUCAUCCUGUCAUCCUACGUCUUGCACAAUUCUCUGGCCUACGGGGCUGACUGGUCAAGGCUGUGUCCGAGGGAUUCCUUGGCUGCACUACAGGACUCUGCUGCUGUGUGCCAGCCUUCGGAGCAGCCUGUGGCACGGUCAGAGGAAGGAGAUGAGAGACUGAAUUUGCAGGUCCGAAACUUGAAGAUAAUUUAUGAGUCUCCUACAGCUACUUUUGAUGUGAUAUUGGAUGAGGACAGUGAAGGCCCUGUCUUGCAGCUCAAAGCAGAGGAGGGUCCUAAGUUGUCUGGGGAUCCUGACCUGGGUAGGAAACCUGAUUUAAAGGAGGGGUCAGGUUUGGGUGGGGGUGCUGAGCGAGGGGACAGUCCCGAGUCAGCCAGCAGUUCUGACCUGGGAGUUAAGAGAUCCAAUGGAAUUGGCCUAGAUGGAAGUUGUGAUUCAGUCAGGUCUUCAGACAGCCCCAAAGCAACGAGCAUUGUAGCAACUUGUUCUUUCUAUGAUAAUAUCCUACAUGUCUGGAAGUGGGAAAUGAACCUGACCAACGCUUCAGAGAGGGCCAGUACUAGAUCCCCUUCUGAAAGGACAGCUGAAAGUUGGCACUGACAAGUCCCAAGGUAAAGGGGAAGGAAGCUUCUGUACUGACAUUAGCAUCUAAGCUAACACCCUCAUUUUUUUAUUAUUUUUUUUCCAAUUCAUAUUGUUGAGUUUGUGAAUCUUUAAAAGCCAAUAAUGAUGGAAUAAUUUCAUGAUGGUUUUAAUUUCAGCACUGAGGAAAGCCUUUGCUUUGAGAAAUGUAGUCAAGCACAAACACAUUUAUUUAGUUUUCCCUUAGGGUACUAAUUCAGAGUAGGACAGCCUUCCUUUCAGAGGCUUCUUGUUUGUGCAGUAUAUUUGAAUCUCCUCAGAGCUGGUUUGCAUCUGUAUGACUGAUCUGUUAAGCCCAUUUUCCUCCUUCCAAAACAAACCAGACUUGUCUGUGCUACUACAUGUAGGCAAACACGGUAUGUGAUCAGAGGUUUUCAUGAAUUUCUCAGAAAAAAGCCCAUGAGUAGAGGCUUAGGUGUGUACGUAGCUUGUGUGAUCUGUAAACUGGUAUGUACUUUGAGAAGACAAUCAAAGACAGUCCAGAUGCUGACAGUGCAGUGCUUACCGUGAUCUUUAAUAGAGAAGUUCUUUCUAAGAAAGAAAUCCAGACUGACUGAAAGGACAGAGAGUAGUUCAGCAAUAGCAGGCUUCAUUCUGAGCAGGGCCUUUCUUGUAAGGGUUCUGGUGAUGCCUGCACACUGAUUUUACUUCAGACUCAUCACCUGGAUGCAAUCUCAUCUUAUUGCUCUCCACGCUAAGCACAAAUUGGUUUAGUAGAAACUGUGUAGUGAGCCCUGCUUAUAUCUUAGUGCCACACUUAACCCAUCCUGCCCCUUCCCCACACACUCUGGGUGUCCAGCUCAUCUUUUCUGUUCUCCAUAGUG